This is a messenger RNA of Sugiyamaella lignohabitans, 717 nucleotides long. RefSeq lists its product as uncharacterized. Bases 1 to 717 code for a protein of 238 amino acids. The record is from RefSeq and is a predicted model, not a curated record. NCBI's taxonomy places the organism in Eukaryota, Fungi, Ascomycota, Dipodascomycetes, Dipodascales, Trichomonascaceae. The transcript has a single exon.
AUGAUUAACAAUUCAAGGCAUCCUAUUGAUUUGGAAACAUUAACCCGAUAUCUGACAAGCCAGAAGCCAGAUAUCUUCGAAGCUCCACUGACAUUAAAGCAAUUUGGUUUUGGACAAAGUAACCCAUCUUACCAGAUCAUUGACGCUAAAGAUCGUAAAUAUGUUCUCCGUAAGCAGCCCCCUGGAACGCUAGUAUCUAAAUCGGCACAUCGAGUUGAUAGAGAGUACCACAUGAUAAAGGCAAUCUCCAGUACAGGCAAGGUACCAGUUCCUGAAGUAUACCUUCUUUGUCAGGAUAAAUCAAUUAUUGGAUCUGAUUUUUAUAUUAUGAACUUUGUGUCGGGGCGUAUAUUCCAUGAUCCUAGAAUACCGUCUUUGUCUGCCAAAGACCGAAACGAAUGUUGGGCAUCGGCGAUUACGACAUUGGCUAAUUUACACAGCCUUGAUCCAAGCAAGAUUGGUCUUCCUAACUCAUUCACCAAAAACCUUUCUAGUCAUUAUCCACGUCAAGUGGUAACUUUAAACAAAGUGCAUGAAGCCCAGGCCCAAGUCACUGAUUCUAAAACAGGCAAGGUUCUGGGACCCAUUCCCAAUUUUGAUACUCUUAUUGAAUUUAUCAAGACCCACACUCCACCAGAGAGAGUUGGGAUUGUACAUGGCGAUUAUAAAAUAGACAAUUUAGUAAGUAUAUCUAGGAUUGUUCUUGUCAUUUUUUAA